Messenger RNA from Gaeumannomyces tritici R3-111a-1, 3017 nucleotides. Its product is annotated as mitochondrial inner membrane translocase subunit TIM44. The transcript is spliced from 2 exons. The record is from RefSeq and is a predicted model, not a curated record. Lineage: Eukaryota; Fungi; Ascomycota; Sordariomycetes; Magnaporthales; Magnaporthaceae. Gene Ontology annotation, biological process: protein import into mitochondrial matrix. The coding region runs from base 231 to 1865 and encodes 544 amino acids. Gene Ontology annotation, cellular component: mitochondrial inner membrane. Gene Ontology annotation, molecular function: protein-folding chaperone binding.
CCGCGAUUUUUUUCUUCUCGGUAAAACCUUGCUCACCUAGGCUUCAUGCGCUCAGCCCGCACCCCAACCUGAAAGCAUCAUCUUCGGAACCCUGAAGGCGAGGGAAAGAAGAACAAGAAGAGCAGUGCGAAAGGGUAUAAGACGGUGCAACAGAGAAGAGGAGGGAAGGAAACAGAAAAAGAGGGGGAGAAACAGGCGGGAAGAACCGAAGACCAGAAAAAGACAGCGCCAUGGCUGCCAUUUGGACAAGGGCGCAUCAGCAAAGGGGCCUCACCCUCGGCAGAACCGCCUCCUUGCUCACUUCCCCCUCGGGUCUCAGGUUACUAGCAUCUAGCCGCCUGAUCUCGCGCCGGUCACAGGCCGCCAUCCCAUCCAUAUUAUCAUCACACCCCGCGCCCCCGAACCGCCUGUUGUUCGACUCGUCAAGGGAGCAGGCCCGGCAACUCCGCGCUCUCCACAACUCUGUCCGUUUAUUACAGAAACAGCCGCAGGAUGACUCCGGGCCACCAAGCGAAAAAGGCCAAGACAAGGCGGCUGAGGCCAAGGGUAGGAAACCAGCGGCCGAAGAAGCGGCUGAGGACGAGCUAGACGGCGACAAGAGGAAAAAAGAUGCGGGCGAAGGAGAGGAGGGCAGUGAGGGAGCUAAGGAGGGGAGCAAGGAGGACGGUGACAAGAAGAAGCAGGCCGGGGACAUGCCGCCCCCACCACGUCACGGCGACAAGACACCGUGGCAGGUGUUUAUGGAAACAAUGCAGUCCGAGUUCAAGCAGUCUAAAGAGUGGGAUGAGUCCACCAAAGCCAUCGCCUCGUCGGCACACCAGUUCACCGAGAGCGAGUCGGUGCGACGCGCCCGCCAGGCGUACGAGGCCACGUCGGGUGCUGUCUCCAACACUGCUGGAACGGUGCUGAAAGGAACCGCCAGCGCCAUCGGCAAGGGUGCCUCGUGGACCUGGGAAACUCCCGUCAUGAAGGGCGUCCGCAAAGCAGCCAACGUCACUGGCGAUGCCCUCGACGAAGCUACCAAGCCGAUACGCGAGACAGAGGCGUUUAAAGAUGUCAAGAACGUGAUCGAUGACGGGAGCAGCUCGAGGUACGGCGGCUGGGUCGACAAAGAGGAGAGGCGGAGGCGGCGAGAGCUGCAGCAGGCCGAUCCGUCCCAGGCCGGACCUGUCGCACAGGAGAAUACCGAGGCCGGCACCAAUGUUACCCUCCACAAAGACGCGGCGUGGAAGGAGGCAUGGAGAGAUUUCCGAGACUCGAACAAAUUUGUUCAAGGGGUCUUUAGCAUGAAGAGCACGUACCAGGAGUCAGAGAAUCCUCUCAUCUCGACGGCAAGGAGUAUCACGGACCGUGUGGCCGGGUUCUUUGCCGAGAACGAGACGGCCAUGGUGAUCAAGAAGUUGCGGCAGAUGGACCCGGCGUUCCAGAUCGAGCCCUUUCUGCGCGACCUACGGGAAUAUAUCCUGCCAGAGGUUCUCGACGCCUACGUCAAGGGCGAUGUCGAAACUCUGAAGCUCUGGCUGUCCGAGGCCCAGUUCUCGGUGUACGAAGCUCUCACCAAGCAGUACCUCCAGGUGGGCCUAAAGUCAGACGGACGCAUUCUCGACAUCCGCCACGUCGAUAUUCUGAAGGCCAGGAUGCUGGAGCCGGGCGAGAUCCCAGUCUUUAUCAUCACUUGCAGGACGCAGGAGGUGCAUGUGUACCGCAACUCCAAGACGAAGGAGCUGGCGGCGGGCAUGGAGGACCGUGUUCAGCUUGUGACCUACGCCAUUGGCAUCACAAGAGUUCCUGAGGAUGUCAACAACCCGGAGACCAGGGGCUGGCGCCUGAUCGAGAUGCAAAAGAGCAGCCGCGACUACAUAUAAACCCGCCCUCAUGGCCCAGGCUUGUCCUCACACCGCCCCAAUCCGCAAAUGCGGUCACGGGAUCACCACUGUGGUGGCUGCCCACACGCGGCCUUCUUCGGCGCUUCCAGAUGGCCUACUGCGGGCGACCCGGCGUUUCAAUGUCUGUCACCCCUCAGCUCGGUAUCCUCAGUUCCCAGAGCACCCGCCCCUAAUCCCGCUCCCUAACGAAAAACACCCCAUGUAUUAUUUCCGUGUACACUACCUACCCACCCACCCAUCUCCAGCCUCCACAAGCUCAUAACCAGGGCUGUUUCAUUCUUCCACUUGUACUAUCACAAUAAUCAGUGUCGGGAGCUCAGGGAGGAGGGGAACACUCUAGGGAGGCCAUAUGAUAUAAAUCUACAGAGGGGGGGGAAAGACAAGAAUCCGAAGCUCAGCGGGCUGUGGCGAACAGCCGAUUACUAGCUUCAGUCGAAAUCACCACUCUUCGUUGUGGAAGGGGCCUCGCUUUUCGUAGAGGAUCCUGUUGGGGAAAAUCAAAAGCCGACACGAAACCAUCUACCAAUCUAAAUACGGCCAGGCUCACGUCUGAGAAGCUACCUAUUUAUGCUGCGCUGGGUUGGUGUUGUGAUACCAAAAGCCGACUGGGAAACCGUCCAUCGGUGUGUCGGAGCCAAGCUUGCUGUGGCCGUCAAAUGGAAUCAGACGGGUGUCAGAUCCUGGGUGGUCAUGCAGUUGAUCUGCGUCUAAAUAUGGCCGCUACUCAGGCCAAAAGAGAAAUGGGCGGGAUGACGGCACUCGGCGGAAGUGCCUUGUUGGGCAGCUGGGUACCUGCCGAGGGAAGGUGCUGGCAGGGGACAAAGCCAAUGAAUGCCUCGUUUGGGGCAUAUUUUGUUUUGUCAGCGACCGAGGCUUGCGGUGGCCAGGGGCGCCCGUCGGGACAGCACGAUUGCUCAUUGGGAUAGGGAAUGACGAAAGACGCAAGGUUGCGGCGCGCCAACAGUGUUGCUGACAAUUCAGGGCGCCCAGCGCCCCAAUCGUCUGGAACCUCGAGCACUAAAACGCCAAAUUAUGAAUCAACUUCUUUGGUUCCCGCCGCAUAAAUAUCUGGGCAUGCUUGCCCUCGUUUUGGGUCUCUCGCCUUGAGCUCGAGGAAACGAAAGACGACAC